Messenger RNA from Arabidopsis thaliana (thale cress), 936 nucleotides. RefSeq names its product expressed in response to phosphate starvation protein. Lineage: Eukaryota; Viridiplantae; Streptophyta; Magnoliopsida; Brassicales; Brassicaceae. The coding region runs from base 466 to 678 and encodes 70 amino acids. The record is from RefSeq and is marked reviewed. The transcript has a single exon.
UCUCCCAACAUCUUUACAUGGACUUCCCCAUUUCCAUCAUCUCCUUCCACUUUUUUCCCAAAAUAAUAUAAAAAAAUGAUAAUUUGAAUCGAUGUAAUGAGUGUAUUCAACCUCUUGUAUAAUUUGUCUCCAUGACCAAAGACAAAGAGAGAAGCCAUAAAAACCCUAACAACAUCCAUUGUUGAAACUCUCUUUGGCACAACACCAAACACACAAAAUAUGGCCAUCCCCUAAAGAAACUGAAGCUCAAGAACCCUCUGAAUCUAUCAGAAGAUCUCACCAAUAAAGGGUUUUGAGAGGUUCAAGUUUCUCUUUAUGGGAUGGCCCCAAACACAAGAGUACUCACAAAAGGUAAGAAGAAGAAGAGAUCUCUUGGAGAUUAUGAUUGUGAAUGUUCGUGUGUGGGUGUUGUGUAAAUGAUCAUCAUCAUCAUCAUCAUCAUUAUCCAAUAUCAUAAUUAUCAAUAUGGUGAUGAUGAUGAUGAUGAGGAUUGUGUGUGAAUGGAGCGAUGAAGAUUGCAUGAAGGUUGAUGAAGACAAGCUUGAUGUGUCUUUUGUUAUCCCUCGUUUGGGCAACUUCGAUCCUUUGGCAAGCUUCGGUUCCCCUCGGAAUCAGCAGAUUAUGAUUACUAUAGCUCUUAUAUGUUUAUGUUCCGUGUUUACUUUGUUUCCGGUUUAGUUUGGUUUAUUGUCUUUAAUUUCGUCAUGUUUGUGUUGAAUGUGUGUUGUUGUUAUCCCGUGUGAUGCACCAUUCAGGUGUGUUCCUAUGUGUGUGUGAGGAAUAAAAGAAUAUUCGGUUUUGAUAUCUAAAAUCAAACCCCACUUCUACCUUUCAUUAAUAGUGAGUGUCUUCAAACAAUUUUGUUUUAGCAAUCUGUGUAUACCUUUAUCAAAAAUACUUUUAAGCUGGCCCAUUCUUAGCCCAUUAAUAGUCCAG